GUGAAUGCGGUAAGAGUUCGUGUUCAGACUGGUUAAAGAUGGCCAAGCUGAUGUUUGCUCUGUUUCUAUUUGCUGGAGUCUUACUGACUUCAACUCAAGCUUCCUUUAGCGAACUUCCAGAAACUUAUAAGAAAGGAGUCGAGCUGGCAUUAAAAAACAUUCAUGACCACGAAAGUGUUCAGCAUCAUUUUCUCUUCUUAAAAUCGAUCCAGCAAUCACAAAUCGAGGCAGGGUUUGAUGUCACGUACGUCUACCAUAACUUUUACCUAAAAGCCACCAAAUGCACAAAAGGAACCAAGAAUGCGGACACGACCAUGUGUGCAUUCAGGAAUGAUCGUCCUCUUAUUGACUGUGCCGUCUGUUACAAAACCUACGCUGGAGAGAUCGAGCCUAAACCAGUACCCUAUGUCAGUUGUGUUCAUAAACCAGCGCUCACUGAUGUCAUGAAGACAGAACGAGUGGAGCACUGUAAUAAGAUGGGUUAUGGCAGCGGAUCUCCAAGUUUGCUGCUGUCUGGUAGACCUUCAGAGUAAACCUGGUGUUGACAUCAUGAUAUUCUGGCAUUCAGCUUUAUUCCUGUGAUAGUCUAUCCUGUGCUUAUGUAAUUCUUGAGAACGUAACCAAAGUGGGAAAUGACCGUAUACAGUGAAUCAUGUAGCUGUGGAUAUGUACAUAUGUUUGUUUUCAUUGGGUGAUUAAACUUUGCAAAAUACUAACUUAAAGAGACACUCCACUUUUUUUGAAAAUAUGCUCAUUUUCCAGCUCCUCAAGAGUUAAACAUUUGUUUUUACAGUUUUGAAAUCCAUUCAGCCAAUCUCCGGGUCUGGCGGUACCACUUUUAGCAUAGCUUAGCAUUGAAUCUGAUUAGCAUUGCGCUAAAAAAUGACUAAAGAGUUUUGAUAUUUUUCCUAUUUAAAACUUGACUCUUCUGUAGUUACAUUGUGUACUAAGACCGACGGAAAAUUAAAAGUUGUGAUUUCUAGGCAAAUAUGGUUAGGACUAUACUCAUUCUGGCGUAAUAAUCAAUGACUUUGCUGCCGUAACAUGGCUGCAGGAGGCGCAAUGAUAUUACGCAGUCCCCGAAAAUAGUCCCCUUGGUAAUUUUCAAUAGCAGGGGACUAUUUUCAGGCGCUGCGUAAUAUCAUUGUGCCUCGUGCAGCCAUUUUUUAGUGCAAUGCUAAUGGUCUAAUCAGAUUCUAUGGACUAUGCUAAGCUAUGCUAAAAGUGGUACUGCCAGACCCGGAGAUCGGCUGAAUGGAUUCCAAAUCUGUAAAAAUCAACUGUUUAACUCAUAAUUUUUUUUUUAAGUGGAGUGUCCCUUUAACAAACUUACUUUUCUUGAAAAUAAGCAAUAAUGGCCUAGUAAUGCUGUUUAUUUUGUUAUGCAAUAUUAAAGGGAGAGUCAUCAUUUACUCAUCCUCAUGUUGUUACAAACCUGUAUGAGUUUCUUUCUUCUGUUAAUCACAAAAGAAGAUAUUUUGAUAAAUGUUGGCAGAAAUAUUGACUUCUAUAGUAUUUGUUUCUCCUACUAUGGAAUUUAAUGAGUGCCGUGAACAGAAUUUUCAUUUUAGGUUGAACUUAAUUCUGUGACAAUUGUUUUUUUUUAAAACAUUAAACUGAUGAAAUUUUCUGAAUAUUAUUUCUAAUAAAUAAAACUUUGAGCUAUCACAAAA
Molecule: messenger RNA, 1673 nt
Organism: Misgurnus anguillicaudatus (oriental weatherfish)
Lineage: Eukaryota; Metazoa; Chordata; Actinopteri; Cypriniformes; Cobitidae
Biological process (GO): regulation of lipid catabolic process; inflammatory response
Molecular function (GO): signaling receptor binding
Source: RefSeq, a predicted model, not a curated record